This is a messenger RNA of Cuscuta europaea, 1313 nucleotides long. The record is from the annotation of a GenBank genome assembly. Lineage: Eukaryota; Viridiplantae; Streptophyta; Magnoliopsida; Solanales; Convolvulaceae.
GCCAGUUCGCAAGCGCAGAACGCAGGUAUUCCAGUAAACAUGAUGAACGUCAAAGGCCUCGCCCGACUCAAGAACAAACCGGCCAAGGAUCCGAAGGGGCCGGACGCUGGCGGCCAAAAGCCCGUCGGUGCGCCUCCCAAGAAGCCCGGGGGUGAUGCUGCUGCGGCGAAGAGGAAGCCGUCGGCAAAGGAGCCCCCCCAGGCCCCCAAGAAAUCGAAGAAGGGGGACGCCGCGAAGGAUGACCCCCCGGUGGUGAUUGUAGAUGACCCUCCGGAGAUGCCGAUGGCGCAGGUGUCGAGGGGUGCCCGGGAGCCAUCUCUCGAGGUCCUCACGCUCUCCCUCCCGGCUGGCACGGCCGUGUUGAAUGGCACGGCUGACCCGAGGGCGCUCCUGAGAGGUAUAACCCUCGAUAUCGACAGGGCAGCUCUCGGGGCCGAUGACGACCAAGCCCUCGAAGACAGGAUCCUCCGGUCUUCCCUCACGACUUGCGUUGCCCUCGGAGAGCAGUUCCGACGGCUAGAGGAUUGGCGCCUCCACAAAGCUGGGCAAGACGCCAAGAUGAAGGAGCUAAUCCUCAGGGACUCCCAGACCACGAAGCUGAUGGCCCAGCUUGAAGAGGACCUCCAGCUUGCGAGAGCGGAGGCCGGGAGGCUCAGGGAGGAGAGGGCAAAAGCUGAGGAGGCCGCUGCGGAGGCCGCAAGGAGAGCUGCCGAGGAGGCCGAGGCCAUCAGGGCGAAGGCUGUCGCCACAGCCCGGGAGGAGGCCAUCUCCGGGUUCCUGGACGGGGGGUGGAAGACCGAUGGGCACAAGGCAUGGCUGUCCUCGGUUGUGGAGGCCUCGGUUGAUGAUUGGUGCGAGGGCCCGGGCGAGGAAUGGAUGGCCCGAAAGGGUAAGCAGUAUUAUGAUGGGGUGAGUUUUUCACUCAAGCCCUCAUCUACCGGAGGAUGGCCCGCCAUCUGAAGAUUGAACCGAAGGACUUUGACCCGGCGGCGUACGGGCUCCCCCCUGCAGCCAGACAUCCGUGUUCCUCUCCCCCCCGAUGUCGAGAGGCCAGACCUGGAGGAUUCUGAGCUCCGGAGGGAAGCCGAUGGUGACGUACCUGAGGCCGAUGUAGAGGUCACCUCGAAGCCAUCGGGGGAGGCGGCCCCCGAGAAUGACGUCAUUUGAUGUGUAAUUUGUAUUUAGCAUUUUGAACACUUCUUUGUAAUAGCCACGUUAGCAUGUUUUCGGCCUCGGCCACCAUUUGUAAUAAUUACAUUUACUCUCUUUUGUGAUGAAUGAUGGAUGUCUGCCUUCGGGCUCGUAUAUAUGGC